Melanotaenia boesemani (Boeseman's rainbowfish) is the source of this 1091-nucleotide messenger RNA. RefSeq names its product epigen-like. The transcript has 9 exons. Bases 74 to 883 code for a protein of 269 amino acids. The record is from RefSeq and is a predicted model, not a curated record. Lineage: Eukaryota; Metazoa; Chordata; Actinopteri; Atheriniformes; Melanotaeniidae. Gene Ontology annotation, biological process: positive regulation of mitotic nuclear division; epidermal growth factor receptor signaling pathway; positive regulation of cell population proliferation.
AUAAAAAGCUUCAGCAAACACCUGAACAGGUAGACAGAGCUGAGCAGCAAACAUCACGUUCUCAGAAGACAAAAUGUUUACACAAAGAGAGACAAUCCUGCACAAGGCUAUACCCACAGCAGGGAUGGUGUUGCUUCUUCUGACUGCAGCAGUUCAGUCUGCAGUGAUGAGUAAUGAUGUUCAGAUCACCGCAGCUCCUCCUGUCUCAAAUUCAUCUCCAACAACACAGAUUGUGAACAGCAGUGAGGAGGAGCCCCAUGUUGAGAGUUUAGUCAAAAUGUCAUGUGGAGAGACAUAUAAAGAAUUCUGUGGAAACGGUGGCCAGUGCAUGUUCCCCCCAGGAUACGAUGAACCCAUCUGCCUCUGCAAGCCUCCAUACACUGGACCACGUUGCAUGAUAGAAACAAUCCUGCACAAGGCUAUACCCACAGCAGGGAUGGUGCUGCUUCUUCUGACUACAGCAGUUCAGUCUGCAGUGCUGAGUAAUGAUGUUCAGACCACCGCAGCUCCUCCUGUCUCAAAUUCAUCGCUGACAACGCACAUUGUCAACAGCAGUGUGGAGGAGCCCCGUGUUUGGCGUUUAGUCAAAAUGUCAUGUGGAGAGACAUAUAAAGAAUUCUGUGGAAACGGUGGCCAGUGCAUGUUCCCCCAAGACAGCGAUAAGCCUUCCUGCAUCUGCAAGCCUCCAUACAGCGGACCACGUUGCAUGGUCUUCACUGAUCUCACUCGCACUGUGCCUAAUUUAGAUAAGGUGAUUGGCAUCAGCUUUGGGGCCAUCAUGCUCAUCACCCUCGUAACCAUCAUCGCUUACUGCUGUGCCUAUAAGAGAUGUGUAAAAUCAGCACCACUGAUAAAAUCUGCACCAUCUGAGACGUCAGUGUGACUUCUUCAACGUCUUCAUCUCUGUUACUGGAUGCGGAAAGAUUGUUGUAUAACAUCUUGUGGUGUCCUAUAUGUUAAAAAGUUUUUAUCUCUUAUCAGUACUGUCAUUUUAAGACUUAAAGAGGCCACUUAACAUAUUUAUAGUAAUGUUAUGACAAUUAAAUUAUUUGUUUUCAGUUUAUUUAAAGUUUUUUUUUAAUAAAUUAAUA